Molecule: messenger RNA, 1044 nt
Organism: Aspergillus nomiae NRRL 13137
Lineage: Eukaryota; Fungi; Ascomycota; Eurotiomycetes; Eurotiales; Aspergillaceae
Product: alpha/beta hydrolase
Exons: 2
Coding region: 1-1044 (347 amino acids)
Molecular function (GO): hydrolase activity
Source: RefSeq, a predicted model, not a curated record
AUGGAGCAAUAUAACAAGAAAGAGGAUGUUCUCAAGCUAGGCAUCGCGACCCAGAACUCGAAGAACCCACCCCCUCCAAUGGACCUUUCGGGACCCAUUGAGCCAGUCCGCCAAAUAGUUGCGGCAAUGGAGAAAACCGCAUAUGAUUCCUGUCCCAGCUUCGACACCCAGGAAACAGUGAUUGAUAUCCCGAUGCGCGAUGGACAUCAGAGCAAUCUCCACAUCGUCAAGCCGGGCAACUCAUCCGGGGCAAACCCGGUGGUUGUCCUGAUCUUCGGCGGAGCGUUUGUCAUGGGCAGCAACAUCCAAUCGAUUGUCUGGGCCCGCACGAUCGCAGCGCUGUACGGUGCCACCGUGGUCCAGCCGUCCUAUCGCCUAGCACCGGAGCACAAGUUUCCGACAGCCCCGAACGACAUCUGGGACAGUGUGCAGUGGAUAGCAGCCAACGCGUCUGCGCUUGACGCUGACCUGACGAAAGGGUUUGUGCUAGGUGGUGGAUCAGCCGGCGGAAACCUUGCAAUUGUGACAGCACAUCGCGCAGUGAAAGAGAAGCUCUCGCCGCCGAUCACGGGCGUCCUGGCCAGCAUCCCAGUGUGUAUGAGCCAAGAGACCGUGCCGGAGAAAUACAAGGAGCUUUGGGUAUCUCGGGAGCAAAAUGGGUAUGCUCCUGGGAAUCCCGGUUUAGAUGCCAAAUCGGUCAAAGGAUAUGAGGCUCUGUACCAGCAGGAUCUCCUGUCUGAGGACUUUUCGCCCUUUAACUCGACAGUGCCGUUCUCUGCGCUUCCGCGAACGUAUGUUCAGGUCGCGGGGCUGGAUAUUCUCCGCGAUGACGGCAUUGUCUAUGCGAAGGUUCUGGGAGAUAAUGGCGUUGAGGUGAGGCUUGAUGCUUAUCCUGGCGUGCCGCAUGGCCAUUUUAAUUUAUGGCCGCAUUUGAAGCAGUCGAUCAAGUCACAGGAGGAUACUAUCUGGCAUUUUGGAUGGCUUUUGCAUCGACCGGUGUCCAGGGAAAGGGUGGAAGGCAUUGUAGCUCUGACUCGAAAAUGA